ACAAAGCUAGCUACCUUUGUCCCUGUAUCCUAAUUUGGAGCAAAUUAAAAUUAAAUUAAUUCAAAGCUAUCGUAUCAAAAAUGGCUCCGACUAUAGCACUACCUUUCUGGGCCCAAUCGAAACCUCCCGUCGGUGAAAUCUCCGGCGUACCGGAGGCGGAGGUGCUUAGAAAGAGAAACGAAGAGCUGGAGAAGGAAUUGAAGAAGAGCGUAGAGAGAGAAGAGAAAAUGAAAGAGGAGUUGCAAAAAACAUGGAGGAGGCUGAAGGUAGCGGAAGAGGCGGAGGAACGCCUUUGUUUUCAGCUAGGUGAAUUUGAGGCGGAAGCUGUAGAUCAAGCUCGGGCUUAUAGAGCCCGUGUUAUUAAUUUAAUGGAACAACAUUCAGCCGCACAAAAACUUCUUCAAUCACCACCUGCUUCUUAGUAAUUUUAUCGUUGAUCUGUAAAUUUUUUUAAAAUUAUAUAUGCAUACUUGUAUAUUGGAUCAAUUUUUCUUCUUCUUAAUUCUUAUUUCCGGUGCAUGAUUUUUUUUUUUUUUCUGAUUUCCCGUUUCUACACUUGUAUUUAAUUUGGAUUUGAGACCUUUUAUUAAGCAUAGAUGAAUUUUUACCA
Molecule: messenger RNA, 610 nt
Organism: Solanum tuberosum (potato)
Lineage: Eukaryota; Viridiplantae; Streptophyta; Magnoliopsida; Solanales; Solanaceae
Exons: 1
Coding region: 81-422 (113 amino acids)
Biological process (GO): cellular oxidant detoxification
Source: RefSeq, a predicted model, not a curated record